Molecule: messenger RNA, 909 nt
Organism: Cryptomeria japonica (Japanese cedar)
Lineage: Eukaryota; Viridiplantae; Streptophyta; Pinopsida; Cupressales; Cupressaceae
Exons: 6
Coding region: 1-909 (302 amino acids)
Source: RefSeq, a predicted model, not a curated record
AUGAUGAAGGGUAAUUCUCUCUUCAAAUGGACUCCAGAAGGGAAGCAAGCUUUCCAUCAUAUCAAAGAAGCCAUGGCAAAUGCUCCAGUCUUAGUGUGCCCAGAUUAUUCUAAGGAGUUCAUUCUGUAUAGCUAUGUGUCAGAUCAUACUUGUUCAGCUAUACUAAUGCAAAGAAAUAGUGAAGUUGUGGAAUCACCUAUUGCAUUCAUGAGUUAUCUAUUGAAAACUCAUGAGUUGAAAUACUUAGAAAUGGAGAAGCAUGCUUUUGUCAUGGUGAAAGCGGUUAAACAUUUUAGGUUCUAUAUUCUGAAUUCACAUGUCAUUGCUCUUGUUCCUGAUGUUGUUGUCAAGUCUAUUCUGACACAAAAAGAGUUUGGGACUAAAAGGGGCAACUGCGUUGCCAAGAUUCAAGAAUAUGAUAUGGAAAUCAAGCCCACUAAUUUGGUUCAUGGGAAAGGUUGUCCUGCACAUCUGUCAAGGAAAGAAAAGCGAACCUUAAAGCUCAAAGUAGUGAAUUUUGUCCUAUGGGAUAAUGGUUUGUACAAGAAGGGUCUAGACGGCAAUUUCCUGUGCUGCGUGGACAAACAACAAGAACUAGAAGAAACAAGGGCUGAAGUGGUGGAUAGGAUUACUGCACACCAAAGCCAAGUGAAGGCAUUGUUCGACAGGAAAACAACUUCUCGUGACUUCUCAAUUGAUGGUUCCCCAUUCUCGCUACCUCAUAGCGGAGAACAUUUGAAGCUCUUUACUCAAAAGAGAGUGAUGAUUGCAGUUUUCCCUGCAGUUCGGACUUUAAAGUCUGAACUGCAGGUUCAGGUUUUAAAACCCGAACUGCGGUUUGUUUUAGACUGCAGAUUGGGUUUUAAAACCCGAACUGCAGACUAUCUUUGUCUGCAGUUCAGACUUUAA